Molecule: messenger RNA, 4880 nt
Organism: Lemur catta (Ring-tailed lemur)
Lineage: Eukaryota; Metazoa; Chordata; Mammalia; Primates; Lemuridae
Gene: HABP2
Product: hyaluronan binding protein 2
Exons: 13
Coding region: 76-1740 (554 amino acids)
Biological process (GO): blood coagulation; proteolysis
Molecular function (GO): serine-type endopeptidase activity; calcium ion binding
Source: RefSeq, a predicted model, not a curated record
UUUUUUCCCCCCUAAAGGCAGAGACAACAAAAGAAAUUGUAUUGAAAGCAAAACUGCAGUCCUCACACUGCAAAGAUGCUUGCCGGAGUGUCUGGUCUCCACGUUCUGCUGUUCAUGGUUCUGGUGGGAAAGCCGGCCUUCGGGAGCUUCCUGACAUCUAUCUUAGAACAGCUGAGCUCAGGUUGGGCUGGUGGCAACCAUGAUGUGCCCAGCUACGAAUAUUACGAUGAGGAAGAGCACAUCAGUGCCUCACCUACGCAGCCUGACAAUCCUGACUGGUACUACGAAGAGGACGAUGCGUGCCAGCCCAACCCCUGUAAACACGGCGGGGACUGCGUCACUGACGGGAGGACUUUCACGUGCAGCUGCCUGGACCCUUUCUCUGGGACCAGGUGUCAGAAUGUGCAAAACAAUUGCAAGAACAACCCGUGUGGCCGGGGCCAUUGUCUCAUCACCCAAAGUCCUCCCUACUACCGCUGUGCCUGCAAACACCCUUACAUGGGUUCACGCUGUUCCAUAGUGGCUCCCGUGUGCAGGCCAAACCCCUGCCGGAAUGGCGGCACCUGCUCCCGGAAUAAGCGGAGAUCCAAGUUCUCCUGCUCCUGUCCUGACCACUUCAGGGGCAGAUUCUGCGAAGUAGGUCCGGAUGACUGCUACGUUGGCGACGGCUCCUCUUACCGAGGGCAAGUGAGUACCACAGUCAACCAGCGCACGUGCCUUCACUGGAACUCCCCCCUCCUCUUGCAGGAGAAUUACAACGUGUUUAUGGAGAAUGCCGAGUCUCAUGGCAUUGGGGAGCACAACUUCUGCAGAAACCCAGAUGGAGACCAAAAGCCCUGGUGCUAUGUUAAAGUUAGCAGUGAAAAGGUGGAGUGGGAGUACUGCGAAGUCUUGGCCUGCUCAGCCCAAGACGCCGCCUACCCGGAGGAAAGCCCGACUGAGCCCUUGGCCAAGCCCCUGGGGUUUGACUCCUGCGGGAGGACCGAGACGGCGCAGAGUCAUGUCAAGAGGAUCUACGGAGGCUUCAAGAGCACGGCAGGCAAGCACCCGUGGCAGGUGUCGAUCCAGACCGUCUCCCGGCCCCGGGGCCACUUCUGCGGGGGGUCACUGAUACACCCCUGCUGGGUGCUCACUGCCGCCCACUGCACUGAAGAAAAAGCUAGAUAUCUAAAAGUGGUGCUGGGAGACCAGGACCUGAAAAAGACAGAAUUCCACGAGCAGAGCUUCGGGGUAGAGAAGAUAUUCACGCACAGCUCCUACCAUGAAACAGAUGAGAUUCCCCACAAUGAUAUUGCUUUGCUCAAGUUAAAGCCGGUGGAUGGUCACUGUGCUCUGGAAUCCAAAUACGUGAAGACCGUUUGUCUGCCGGAUGGUCCCUUUCCCUCUGGGACUGAGUGCCACAUCUCUGGCUGGGGUGUUACAGAAACCGGGGAUGAGUCCCGCCAACUCCUGGAUGCCAAAGUCAAGCUGAUCGCCAACAGUCUGUGCAACUCCCGCCGACUCUACAACCACCUGAUCGAUGACAGUAUGAUCUGUGCGGGAAACCUUCAGAAACCUGGGCGAGACACCUGCCAGGGUGACUCCGGAGGCCCUCUGACCUGUGAGAAGGACGGCACCUACUACGUCUAUGGCAUCGUGAGCUGGGGUCUGGGAUGCGGACAGAAGCCAGGGGUGUACACCCAAGUGACCAAGUUCCUGAGUUGGGUCAAGGCCACCAUCCAGAGGGAGACUGGCUUCUAAGGUCCUGUCUUCUGAACCUCAGAGCCCAUCCUCCUCACACGCAGAUAAGGGGACGCCUCCCGGGUGUCCAGGAGGCCACGCAGUGCAGUGCCCACGCACUAAGCAGAGACGACCCGGCCUGGGCCUUCCUGGACCAACAUGGGCACCAUCUGCCUUCCCAGGUAACCCAAGGAACGACGGAAUCCACACAAAUACAUUAUGUUUGCUUCCCUUGAAACCACUGUACCUUCCAGAAAAUCAGUGUUCACAGAGACUUGCCUUCACCUGGGACAUUUGCAAACUGGGACUACAGAUUGCCUGGCACCCGUGGGAGUCACCUUCACACCUUUAUUCCUCAUCCCAGACACUCGAGGUACUCAACAGAACCGGCCAACCACGGCUCGGUAUCCGAGAGAGGACCAAAAACACAACAUUCUCCAUUUGCUUUCAGAAUUGUUAUUUUAAUAAAGGCAGAUCUGAGUGGGCUUGUGGGGCAUUUUCGCAGCUCACCCAAACUGCACCAUCUACAGCACGUCUCAGGCGGGCAAAAGUCCUCUCCACUGGCUUCCCUCUCAAGGAAUCACGGUGGACGCUGCUCACUCACAACGGCAGAGCCCUCUUCCUUUUGACGUGCAGAAUCUCCAUGGCAUCCGGGUUCACCCCUCCCAUCUGCUGAUCUCCAGCCUGCACUGCCUCCGGCCCCCCCUGCAGAAAUCAAACAGCCCCCCUGAGUGCAAAUCAAGCUCCAUCCUGCUCCCACGGGACAUGCUAAGACACCCCGGGAGCUUCACACAUGCUCACGCUCCCCCUCCCGCUCCCCUCCCCUGCCCUCCCCAGGAGAAAGGAUCCUCAAGGCAAGAAUGAGAAAGAAACAAAGCCAGUCCCUCAUUUAGACGCGGCAUCUUUCUCCUGAACAAAGUAGGGUUCAAAAUGCAGACGGUGGUAGCCAGCGAGUCCCUGACCCUUUCCGAGAAUGUAACGAGCAAGCAGUCAGCACAGCCUGGGCUGCCCUGGCCCGGGAUUGAUGUCGCCCCGGUAGGUUUGCCUCUGCAGAACUAAUAGCUGUGACUUCAGAGAAAACCCUGCAGGAAGUUUAACCCGUGUGUCAUCUGCCUGGUCAUCUCAGACCCAUGAAAUUAGGCGCCUUGCUUGAGCUGCAUUUCACACUUCUUUAGAGCUAGCUGACCUUUGGCCAAAAAUAAACUUUGAAAAGAAACAAUGAAUUUGUCUUUCCCCACGGCCUUGCAAGCCAGGGUGGGCUGGCAGCUUGCUACUCACAUAAGCCCCCCGGAGACCCAGGCCCCUUGCGUUGGCCAGUUCUGCUGCCCGCCGAGCCAUUUCCACUUUGUAGGAGCCAGGAGGGGUCCAGCCAAUGCCUCUGGUCAGGUUCAAGUCUGAUUUGUACUUGACCUUGGAAAAAAGGAGGCAAGAGGAUCAUGUUAGCAGGGUCUGGGUGGCUUGACCACGGAGCAGACAGGACUAAAAAGGCAGCCACAAGAUGGGGAAUAUGCUAAAGUAAAGCCAGAGUGAGGGGAGCAAAUCCUCCUUCAGCAGGAGCUCCUGGGUGUGGGGACCCCACGUGCUGCGGGCUGGGCCAGCACAUUGCUGUUCCUUGCACUUGUCCCAUUCAAGGGAUGGGAGCUGCAGUGGGGCAGGGAGGGGACACCUGUUCCUACCUGAGCUUACUCUGUGGCCUUAGGGAAGUCACUUCCCUUCUCCACGCUUUAGCUUCUUCCCAGGGAAAGGGCAAGGGCUGGGUUAGGUAACUACUGAGAUCCCUCGGAAGCAGUGCAGCACAGCCAGCAAGAGCCUGGGCUCUCACAUCAAAUCAAACAGGGUUCAUAUCUCAGGCCUGCCAGUAUUUGCUGUGUGAUCUUGAAUAAGUCACUUAACCUUUCUGAGCCACAGAUUCCUCAUCUGUAAAAUGGGGCAGUACUGGGGUUGUUGUGUUACGUGGCACAAUGCUUAGAAAGCAUUUGGCACAGAGCCCAGCCCACUAUACAGAAGCAAGAAACAGUAGUUACUGUUAUUAUUCCUCCAGCACCAAAGUGUUACGGGUCCUGGAUUCUAACUCAGCCUGGCUCCCCCGAGAGGGGAACAUGGCACGUGGGACUAUGGAAGAGACACCAGGGGAAGGCAGCUCACGUCACUCUGCAGCUGGUGAGCCUUCUGCGCGUGCUUCAGGCCCAGCUGCUCCGGGUCGCAGCUGGGCUGGGGCAGGGGCUGCCUGUAAUGCACGUCGCUGGCCAGCUGCUGGCUCCUCUUGGCCUGAAGGAAGCCGGGCUGGUCUGUGCAGCUGUGGAACUGGGACCGAUUCUUGGCAAAGUCCUUUUUGUACUCAUUGUCACUCUGAAGUCUGCUGACGUUGAAGAAAUGCCUCAUCCGUGGGUCGUCGUGGAUGCUGCGGUACCCAAUCUGCAGGCCCCGGUCCCGCAGGAAAGCCUCUUUGUACCGGAACUGCAAGUCGGAGCAGCAGAGGUGCAUCACAGGUAUGUCACAGGUGCCCACUUCGCCCUGGGCCAGCCCACGGGAUUCUCAGCAGGAGGCUCCAGAGUGGGUUAAGGGCACAAGCUUUGGGUUUAAGCAGACCUAGCUGUGCAGCCUUGGGCCAGUUACUGAGUCUCCCUCUGAGCCUCAGUUUCCCCAUUUGAUAAAGUGGGAAAACGAUCUACUGCCCCCCACCCAGGGGGGUUGAGAGGAUUCAACCAGACAGGGGCUGAGCUUCGUGUCUGGCGCCAGCUCGUGCCCACUGCGUGGAGGCUGCUGGAGUUGCUGCUGCUGGGAUUAACACUCAAACAGGAAGAAGAGAAGUGUGCCCGUUCUCACACAGCCACUCUGCCUUUGAUUCCUUCCAGCUUUCAGAGAUCUAGUCCAGGGCUCCUCAAACCAUCUGCAGUGACGGACCACUUUUGUUGUGUUUCGCUUUUUAAAUUUGCAGUGCAUUAAAGAGCAAUAUGUGGUCCUGCAUGUGACUAGGGUGUAGGAGUACCAGGUGCAUUUGAUAACACCCAAACGGGCCUUCAUCCUGUUCAGUGAGAUGAGCCCUCUGGCCACAUACUUGGAUGCUGCAACAUCUAAUUGCUAAAAACAUUUCAAAAACUGCUUUCUCUGAUUUCUGUACUUAUCACAUUGUGAAUAAGCAAGAAACCGUUCCCAGGUGA